This is a messenger RNA of Vitis vinifera (wine grape), 3881 nucleotides long. RefSeq lists its product as uncharacterized. Lineage: Eukaryota; Viridiplantae; Streptophyta; Magnoliopsida; Vitales; Vitaceae. The transcript is spliced from 9 exons. The record is from RefSeq and is a predicted model, not a curated record. Gene Ontology annotation, cellular component: membrane. Gene Ontology annotation, biological process: dipeptide transport; transmembrane transport. Gene Ontology annotation, molecular function: tripeptide transmembrane transporter activity; dipeptide transmembrane transporter activity.
UUUGUGGCUGGAACUCCCAGAGGCCCCCGAUCUCCGCUGCUGGAAGACACAGUCGAUGGCUCCAUCGAUUACAAGGGCCGUCCAGCCAAGAGACCCACUUCCGGCGGUUGGAGAUCCGCAUAUUUCAUCAUGGGUACCAACCCCUAACCACUAAUCCUACCCAUGAAAUUAUAUGCUUAUAUUCCAAAUAGCUUCUUUAUAAGGACUCCAGAUUCAUAUUUAUGUAAGCAAGUGCUGAAGUUGCGGAGAGGUUUGCAUACUUUGGCAUACAGUCCAAUCUUAUAAACUUCUUCACGGACCGACUGGGACAGUCCAAUCCCACUGCUGGCGAGAGUGUGAAUAUAUGGACAGGGACGGGGAGUUUGAUGCCAUUAGUAGGAGCAUUUGUUGCAGAUUCUUAUCUUGGUCGUUAUGCCACCAUCAUUAAUGCUUCUCUUCUCUACAUCCUGCACAAAGAAAAGUCUAAAGCAAAAGCAGAAAACAUCCUUCCCCGGUGUGUUUCCCCCUCAAACAUGACCAUAGCUGGAACUCCGGGAGGCCCCGAAUCUCCGCUGCUGGAAGACACCGUCGAUGGCUACACGGAUCACAAAGGCCGUCCAGCCAGGAGAUCCACCUCAGGCGGUUGGAGAUCUGCAUACUUCAUCAUAGGUGUUGAAGUUGCAGAGAGGUUUGCAUACUAUGGCAUACAGGCCAAUCUUAUAAACUAUCUUACGGGUCGAUUAGGGCAGUCCAUAGCCAGUGCUGCCGAGAAUGUGAAUACAUGGACAGGGACGGGGAGUCUACUGCCAUUGGUAGGAGCAUUCGUUGCAGAUUCUUAUCUUGGCCGAUACCGAACCAUCAUUAUUGCUUCUCUUCUUUACAUCCUGGGACUAGGGUUGUUAACACUGUCUGCUGUGCUUCCUUCUCCCAGCCCUUCUGACUGCAAAGAAAGCAACCAAAUCACAUCAUGUUCUCCUCCUCAGCUCCAAAUAAUCCUCUUCUUUUUCUCAUUAUAUUUAGUGGCAGUAGGGCAAGGUGGGCACAAGCCUUGCACCCAGGCAUUUGGAGCCGACCAAUUUGAUGGACGAAAUCCAGAGGAAUGCAAAGCCAAAAGCUCAUUUUUCAACUGGUGGUAUUUUGGUCUUUGCUUUGGUACUGUAAUAACUUACUCUGUCUUGACCUACAUUCAAGAGAACUUGAAUUGGGGUCUUGGAUUUGGAAUUCCAUGCGUUGUCAUGAUAGCGGCACUGCUCCUUUUCUUGCUUGGGACUAGGACUUAUCGAUAUAGUGUCAAAAAGGAUGAGAGAAGCCCAUUUGUGAGAAUUGGUAAGGUGUUUAUUGCAGCAGCUAAGAAUUGGAGAACAAUGCCUUCACUGGUAGCUACAGAAGAGUUAGCUAGAGAAGCCCCACAUCACCAGCUUUCUCAACAAUUCAAGUGCUUGAACAAGGCGUUGCUUGCACCAGAUGGUUCCAAAGGAAAUGGAAGGCAGUGUACCAUUGAUGAUGUUGAAGAAGCAAAGGCAGUUUUAAGGCUGUUUCCCAUAUGGGCUACUUGUCUGGUGUAUGCUAUUGUGUUCGCACAGUCAUCUACUUUCUUUACCAAGCAAGGAAUCACCAUGGACAGAUCGAUUGGAUGGGGAAUUGACAUACCAGCUUCUUCACUCCAAGCCUUUAUCAGCCUCUCCAUUGUCCUCAUCGUCCCCAUAUAUGACCGCAUCUUGGUUCCUAUUGCAAGAACCUUAACUAGGAAGCCAUCUGGCAUAACAAUGCUUCAGAGGAUCGGAACAGGCAUGUUUCUGUCCGCCAUAUCUAUGGUAGUUGCAGCGCUAGUUGAGAUGAAACGACUCAAAACCGCUCAAGAACAUGGGCUGGUUGAUAUGCCAAACGUGACCCUUCCAAUGAGCGUAUGGUGGUUGCUUCCCCAAUACAUCUUGUUUGGAGUUUCUGAUGUGUUCACCAUGGUUGGUCUUCAAGAGUUUUUCUAUGAUCAAGUCCCAAUCGAAUUAAGGAGUGUUGGUAUCGCCCUCUACCUCAGUAUCUUAGGUGUAGGGAGCUUCCUGAGCAGCUUUCUUAUCUCUGCAAUUGAAAAGGCAACCGGUGGAGAUGGCCAACAUAGCUGAUUCAAUGAUAAUCUCAAUCGGGCACAUCUCGAUUACUAUUAUUGGUUUCUUGCAGGGCUGAGCCCCCGAUCUCCGCUGCUGGAAGACACCGUCGAUGGCUCCAUCGAUCACAAGGGCCGUCCAGCCAAGAGACCCACCUCCGGCGGUUGGAGAUCCGCAUAUUUCAUCAUGGGUGCUGAAGUUGCGGGGAGGUUUGCAUACUUUGGCAUACAGUCCAAUCUUAUAAACUUCCUCACGGACCGACUGGGGCAGUCCGUACCCUCUGCUGCCGAGAGUGUGAAUACAUGGACAGGGACGGGGAGUUUAAUGCCAUUAGUAGGGGCAUUUGUUGCAGAUUCUUAUAUUGGUCGUUAUGCCACCAUCAUUAUUGCUUCUCUUCUCUACAUCCUGGGAUUAGGGUUGUUAACUCUAUCUGCUGUGCUUCCUGUUCCCAGCCAUUCCGACUGCCAAAAAAGCAACAAAACCAUUCCGUGUUCUCCUCCUCAGCUCCAAAUGAUAUUCUUCUUUUUCUCGUUAUAUUUAGUGGCAGUUGGGCUAGGUGGGCACAAACCUUGCAUCCAGGCUUUUGGAGCUGACCAAUUUGAUGGACGAAAUCCAGUGGAGUGUAUAGCCAAAAGCUCAUUCUUCAACUGGUGGAUUUUUGGUGUAUUUUCUGUUACCAUAGUAACUCAGUCAGUCUUGAGCUACAUUCAAGACAACUUGAAUUGGGGUCUUGGAUUUGGAAUCCCAUGCAUUGGCAUGAUACUGGGGCUGCUCCUUUUCUUGCUUGGGACUAGGACUUAUCGGUAUAGUGUCAAAGGCCAUGAGAGAGGCCCAUUUAUGAGAAUCGGUCAGGUGUUUAUUGCAGCAGCUAAGAACUGGCUAGCAACACCUUCAUCAAUAGCUACAGAAGAUUUAGCCGGAGGAACCUUGCAACAACAAGAUUCUCAACACUUCAAGUUUCUGAACAAGGCAUUGCUUGCACAAGAUGAUUCGAAAGGAAAUGGAAGACAGUGUACUAUUGAUGAUUUUGAAGAAGCAAAGGCAGUUUUAAGGUUGUUUCCCAUAGGGGCUACUUGUUUGGCCUAUGCUAUUGUGUAUGCUAUUGUGUAUGCUCAGUCAUCUACUUUCUUUACAAAGCAAGGAUUCACCAUGGACAGAUCAAUUGGAUCAGGGUUUGACAUACCAGCUGCUUCACUUCAAGCCUUUAUUGGCCUCUCCAUUGUCCUCAUCAUUCCCAUAUAUGACCGCAUCUUUGUUCCCAUUGCAAGAACCUUAACUAGGAAGCCAUCUGGCAUAACAAUGCUCCAGAGGAUCGGAACAGGCAUGUUUCUGUCUGGUAUUUCCAUGGUAAUUGCAGCACUAGUUGAGAUGAAACGGCUCAAAACUGCGCAAGAACAUAGCUUGGUUGAUGUGCCAAAUGCAACUCUUCCAAUGAAAGUAUGGUGGUUGCUUCCCCAAUACAUCUUGUUUGGAAUUACUGAUGUGUUCACCGUGGUCGGUCUUCAAGAGUUUUUCUAUGAUCAAGUCCCAACUGAAUUAAGGAGUGUCGGUCUCGCCCUCUGCCACUGUAUCUUUGGAGUAGGGAGCUUCUUGAGCAGCUUUCUUAUCUCUGGAAUUGAGAAAGCAACUGGUGGAGAUGGUCAACAUAGCUGGUUCAACAACAAUGUUAAUCGGGCACAUCUCGAUUACUAUUAUUGGGUUCUUGCAGGGCUGAGUGCGGUAGGAUUGAGUUUAUACUUGUAUUUUGCAAGAUCUUACAUAUACAAUAGGGGACGUGCAUUAUGAAUGCACUUGAUUCAG